GUAAACUGUUUAAUGGUUUUGAUGUGUACCUAUCGCGUGUCGGGUUAGACUUUUAUGUCAAUAGUCGGUGAAAGCUAAAAUUAGUGCUGAAUUAGUCCACUUGUUAUUGUUAUUAGCAACAAUGAAAACUAGAUUGUACCAAUUACUUUAAACUAAAUAUGAGUAUGGAACAUUUGCUAAUAACUCACGCUGAAAAAAGUGAAAUCUUGGGCAUAAUUCACGAAGAGAAAGAAAGAGAGAUGGAUCAGGACACAGAAUUAAAAUCUGAAGGAGACAAAGAAAAAGGAAGUGAAAUGGAGAAUGAAGACAUUUCUGUGAAAAAUUCUAGGGAAGUUUUAUCCUCCAAAGUAACAUUUAAUGAGAGGGAAGUAUUAUCGAAUUCAGAUGACGAAGGAAAACGAAAAAAAAGAGCACUGGAGGUAUGUGAGUUUGAUAACAUGCCAUCGUCUCCCACAAUGGCGGGAAGACACCUCAGCAAAUCGACGUCUGAAUUAAGUAGCCCUCGGGAGGCGCCGGAAUUCAGACCCCAAUCUGCUGCUCCUCCAGAAACCUCCCACCUAUCUGUAUAUCAAAAGGCACACAGUUUUCUUGCACAAAUUAAGAAUCGCUUGGGCCAUUCCAGUAAGCGCGAACGUAGCAGUCGUCACAAAUCUCCGGGACGUCAAGAUAGCACUGACUACGCGGCCGACCUCAGUAGUGAACAUAGCACGCCGAGUACUCAGAGUCCGAGACACCGGGUACAUAGCAGAACAGAUUCUCCCUUAAGCAGAGCUGGAGUAAGUGGCGGUCCUGGAGGAGGUGGGGGCGGAGGUGAAACAACAAGUUCUGCUAGUGGAUCUCCACGACCAAGAGCACAAACUCCAGGAACCGUGGCUGGACUUGAUCUUUUACCUCUCAGCACAAGCGAUGAAGUUUCCAGAAGGAGGGAGGUGGCUCUGCGACAACACUCCUUUUUUCAACUGCGGAUUCACCUUCGAAGAGGGCAAGGGUUGGCCGCCAUGGAUAAAAACGGGUUGAGCGAUCCUUACGUAAAAUUCAAAUGUGGUGGAAGAUUAGUAUAUAAAUCCAGAACUGUAUAUAGAGAUUUAAACCCUAUUUGGGACGAAAGCUUUACUGUGCCUAUAGAAGAUCCUUUUGUUCCUAUCGGAAUAAAGGUUUUCGAUUAUGAUUGGGGCCUGCAGGACGAUUUUAUGGGAUCAGCUACUUUGGAUCUCACCACAUUGGAAUUGGCGAAAACAGCUGAGUUAUCCCUAACUUUGCAGGAUCCAUCAAGACCGGACGCUUCGUUGGGAGAAAUUAUUUUGGCUGUGACGCUUCAUCCUAAAACUCAAGAAGAUAAAGAACAGUACUUCCAAAAAACCAGUAGAACACAAGAUGUAAAUAAAAGACUUAAAUCGCAAAUAUGGAGUUCAGUAGUUACGAUAGUUUUAGUGGAAGGAAAGAAUCUUUUACCUUGUGAUCCAGAAACGGCAACUUCAGAUCCUUAUUGUAAAUUUAGAUUGGGAAACGAAAAGUACAAAUCUCGAGUCGUAUGGAGAUCAUUAAAUCCGAGAUGGUUAGAACAGCUAGAUCUGCAUUUAUACGAUGAUGGAGACCAACAGUUAGAAAUCACGGUAUGGGAUAAGGACAGGGCUAGAGAUGACUUUAUAGGAAGAUGCGUAAUUGAUUUAACCAAUUUUGAACGAGAAAAGACGCACAGUAUUUGGCAAGAAUUAGAGGAGGGAGCUGGUUCCUUACAUUUACUUCUUACAAUCAGUGGUACUACCGCAUCCGAGACAAUAUCUGACCUAACCACUUAUGAAGAUAAUCCUAGAGAAAAGCAAAAUCUAGUCGAUAGAUACGCAUGGCACAGGACUUUUCACAACAUCAAGGACGUCGGCCACCUCACCGUAAAAGUAUUCAAAGCACAAGGUCUGGCUUCCGCGGAUCUUGGUGGAAAAAGCGAUCCUUUCUGUGUACUAGAACUGGGAAACGCCCGACUUCAAACCCAAACUGAAUAUAAAACGCUGACACCUUCAUGGAAUAAAAUCUUCACGUUCAACGUCAAGGAUAUCAAUAAUGUUCUGGAGAUUACUGUAUACGACGAAGACCGAGACCACAAAGUAGAAUUUUUAGGUAAAAUCGCAAUUCCCCUUCUACGAAUACGAAAUGGGGAAAAAAGGUGGUUCGCUCUAAAAGAUAAAAAACUACGAACGAGGGCGAAAGGAAAUGGGCCACAAAUUCUUCUGGAAAUGAUAAUUCAGUGGAAUCCGAUUAGAGCAUGUAUAAGAACUUUAAAUCCAAGGGAGGAAAAAUACAUGCAGACUGAAGUAAAAUUCAAGCGGCAAGUUUUUGUGAAAAAUGUUCUAAGGCUUAAGGUAUUUGUGAUGUAUUUCUUAGAAUUCGGCAAGCUUUUCCAAAAUUGUUUUGAAUGGGAAUCAAAACUGCAAAGCUUUGCGGCCUUAGUAGUUUGGGUUACACUUUGCUACUAUUUCCAGCCAUGGAUGUUCCCGAUAUUAGUUCUCUUGGUGUUUUUAAAACAGUAUAUAGUAAGAUCUUUAUCAGGACCUUUACAAGUUCCAUGGGAUGAAUCGCAGGAUUCAGACGGAGAAGACGACGAUGAGGAAGACAAAGAGAAAGAAGAAAAGAAAAGUCUGAAAGAACGUUUGCAAGCGAUUCAAGAAGUAACGCAGGGUGUUCAGAAUGCGAUAGGACGGAUUGCAUCGUUGUUGGAAGGUAUUAAAAAUAUGUUCAACUUCACAGUUCCUUAUUUAUCUUGCAUCGCCAUAUUCCUGCUGGCUGUAGCAACUGUAGUCUUAUACAUCUUACCAAUUAGGUACUUACUAAUGUUGUGGGGUGUUAACAAGUUCUUUAGAAGGAUAUUGAGACCUCAUUCAGUGCCCAAUAAUGAAAUUCUCGACCUUUUGUCGAGGAUUCCAGACGAUGAGAUGUUGACCUACAUUAAAUUACUGGCCUCCGGCCUCUCGACGCAUCUGGGCCGAUUGACAGUUAUUCGAUGGUACUUGCAGCUGGACUACAAGGACCUCAAGCUUCUGAUGAACAACGAACCAGCCGAUAGACGCCGGGAACCGAAAAAGAAGCAAAAGACUUCCUAGUGGUCACUAACCAGUGUCAAAGACAAGUGGAAAGUGCGCUUCGAAAAAAUCCAUGAAAAGUCUGAUUAGCAUUUACAUUAUUAGUCAUCAGUAGCUAGUGAUUUUGUAAAUUGGUAGAUGGUGUUAAAAACAACUGAAGAUUCCGAAUUCAAUUAAAUGGAAACAAUAUUAGCUAAUAUUAUUAUAUGUAUUAAUCUAUUUAUCUGACGUUGAAUUAAAGCUAUUUCUAUUUUAAAGUUAUGACUAUUCUAUGUAAACUUAACAGCAAAGUUUUGCACCACCAAAAAUUAUGCUCAUUUUUCUAGUUGAUUUUCUAGUAAACGAAUUAACGGAUUCCGCUACUUUUUUUUAUUAUUUUAGAUUCUUUCUUUGGUAUUUACACUGAGCAAAUGUUUACACAAACUUCUUCUUUGAGCUUAUACCAGGUGGAAGAAAACAAAUGUUUUUAUUAUGUUAAGUUUGAGACACCCUGUAGGAAUGACAAGGUACCUACGAGGGUGGGUAUACAUUAAAAUCGUGUUGUGAUCUUAUGUUUUGCGCACACUUUGUUUUUUGAACUGCCCUGACAUCUUUAAAAACAUUUAAAAGAAACUUUAAAAACAGAAGGGCACAUAACGUAAACAGUUCUGAUUAGAGCUUCAUGAUAUUCGAUAAAAAUAUCGAUAUUGUAUUGAUAUCGUAUCGAAAAUCAAUACGAUACCGAUACAAUACAUACCUUAGCAAUAUUAAUGUCGAUACGAUACUCAUUAUUUGAAAUCAAUACAAUAUCUUCUUGUAUUGUAUUCAUCAUUCUUGUAUUGUCGAUACGCCUGCCUCGAUAUUAUUGAGAAUAUCGAUAUCGAGGAAAAAAAAUAAAACACCACGUGAGUGCUGCAUAAGGCCUAUUAUACAGUUAAAAUAUUAUAGGAGUUAUAAAACGCACAAGCGCGUAUGCUCUCCAUUAGUACAAGAGAGAAGGAAGAUGAGGCCAAUAACUCAUCAGAUGAUAAAAGGGAAGGAUGACAAAUAUUCAGAUAAUAUCGAUGUUUUUGAAAAGGAAAUUGAAAACUACUUGCAAUCUCCAAGACCUGGACAAGACACAAAUAUUUUAUUAUGAUGGAAAUCAUACAGUAGUGUUUUUCUAGUUUUAUCUCGGUUAGCUAGGGAUAUUUUGUUUGUCCAAAUGACGUCCGUACCAGUCGAGCGGCUCUUUUCAUAACUAGCGCUGGUUCUAACGAAUAAAAGGAUAAUUAAAAUAUAAAAGUAUCAAACAACUCAUUUGUGUGAACAAAUGGAUGAAAAGCUCUUUAAAGGAUUACAUUUUUUGUGAGGUUACAAUGUAAUUUCUCCUAUUUCUUGUAUAUUUUUUUGUAGAGAUUUUUUUAAUGAAGACUGUGAGAAAUUAAUAAAGAAUUGUUUUUUUAUUAAGUUAAUCCUUUUUAUGUCGAUAUUUUAUCGAGUAUUGUAUCGAUAUCGUAUCGAAAUCAAUAUCAAUACGAUAUCUUUGUAAGAAAGUAUUGCCGAUAUCGAUACACGAUACGAUACUUCAUUGGCAUAACCAAUACAAUACUCAAUACUUACAAAGUAUCGAUAUUGUAUCGUAUCGUGAAGCUCUAGUUCUGAUCGACAUCUUCAUUCAGUUCAAGUAAGCGCAACAUAAGAGAGACGAGGUUGUUCAAUGGAGGCUCUGUGAUGUUUUGGGGUAGGGAUGGCGGUUGUUGACAAAACACCGGCUUUUGGUUAUACCGGUUUUUUUUACUUACGUUUUAACCUGGCGGUUAUAACCUGUCAAAAAUCGAUGUUCGCUUUUUCAUAUUUUAAAAUGUUACAUUUACAUUGUACUUUAGUUUGCGAUACUCGAUUCGAAUCGAUAUCAAUAUUGUCGAUAUCGACACUGUCGAAAGGAUAUAUCGAUACCAAGAUAAUCAAUCUUGUUAGAGGAGACAGGGGCAACUGUAAGUUGAAACUAGCCAAUUGGGAUCGAAAAUAGAAAUUAAUCAUCAGUGUUUUGGUCUGCUUAAAAUUUCUUCUUAGUGCGUGAGGUGACGAAAAAUUUCCCCAUUUUUUCUCUGAAUUCAUUAUUUUUUCCGGAGGUAAUUUAUCCGGUUUUUCACCGGUUAUUACUUUAUGAACAAAAACCUGUUAUAACCGGGACAAAAAACAGCCGGAAAAAACUUAUUAUUGUCGAGUAAAAAAACCGGUUUUAGUUAUAACCGGUAGGUAUUUCCCUAUUUUGGGGUGGAAUUUUCUUGGCAGCAAGAAAGGAUUUGGUGUUGUUGGUCAAUAUUUAGGUGUGGUAAAUAUUCAGAUAUUGAAGUGGUCCCCUCACAGUCCCGAAAUUAAUCCUAUUGAUCACAUAUGGAUGGGAUAUUGUCGGAGAAAAAGUCUUCGUCAGUUCCUUCCUGCUUUCCAGCAAAAUAUAGAAAAUAUGGCCUGAAACUCUACAGGCCAAAAUCUAACAGCCUGCUUAAUAACCAGCAUGCCUAGACGAUGUGAAGCUGUUAUUAGAAUUAGAGGGACAACACUUUCUGUAAAGAUUUGUUAACUAUUAUUGUAAUUUUUUUUGUUAAUUUAGUAUUGUUUCAGUUAAAACAGAUGUUAAAGUAUAAAACGGUCUACUGUCUUUGUUUUUAAAGAUAUCAGGGAAAUUUAAAAAACACAAUUUUCACACAACAUAAGACUACAACACGAUUUUGAUGUAUAUCCACCCUUGCACCUUGUUCGUCCUACAGAGUGUUACAAACUUAACAUAAGAAAACAUUUCUUUACUUCCACCCGGUAUAAGCUCAAAAAAUAAGUUUUAGUAAACAUUUGCCCAACAGUAUAAAUACCAAAGAAAAAUCUAAAAAAUAAAAAAGAAACUAGCGUUAGGAAAACCGUUAACCCGUUCACAAGAAAAUCAACUAUAAAUGAAAAUGAGCAUAAUUUUUGGUGGUGCAAAACUUUUGCGGUUAAGUUUAUAUUACCAUUUAUUAAACGUUUAAAGUUUAUUAUAAACAAAUUUUGUCCAUAUAAAAGAUUUUAGUUAUUUUCAUUUAUUACAUGUAGCAAAAUAUAUGUCUCAAAUAUCUCUUCAGUAUAAAAAGAGAAUAACUAAAUUGUACACACGUUAAGGAUACUGCUUAAAUUACCAAUAAGCAUUUAGUUUUCUAUGUCCAUUAGUGUAUCCCAAAUAAAAACAAUCUUCUUCUUUGUGUGCCGUGCUUGUUUUCAAGCGUUGGCUAUCGUAGCUGAUGAAAUGUUUCUCGGUCGGCAGCUAUAUAUUUACAUGUUUACUCUGAUUGGAGUACGGAGGGAACCAUUCUCGUUGGAACUUUACCGCGCUGAGCAGAUGGGACGUGAAUUAUAAAUUGUAAAAUUCCCUCAUCUUCCCUAAUCUCAGCAUCCGUAUGGCUUGCAAAUUGUAGAAGCCUCGGAGGUGUAACCAGAGAAGGUUCCCAUUGUUUUCAGUAUGGUGGGAUGUAAAGUAACAUUAUGUUGUUUUAUAUGCCAUUAGAGUGAAAACUUAGUCUUUUGCUAGCAGUUGCCGCUAGGGCAUCUAUGCCAUUUCGUUCGUUGAAAUCCGGGACUGCACGCCGGGGUUUGUUUUGGUUGGAUCAGGGAGAGCAACAUAUGUGCCUAAUAAGUUUCGAAACCGGUAGAGGUGCUUGCUGCACUCUCUGAUUGGACUAGAAUAUGGUGCGGCUGUAUUUUCGUUUUGCAACGAAAUUGAAAAUGGUUGUUCAUUUUUGAUUUACAUGUUUACUCUGAUUGGAGUACGAAUGGAACCAUUCUCGUUGGAACUUUACCGCGCUGAGCAGAUGGGACGUGAAUUAUAAAUUGUAAAAUUCCCUCAUCUUCCUUAAUCUCAGCAUCCGUAUGGCUUGCAAAUUGUAGAAGCCUCGGAGGUGUAACCAGAGAAGGUUCCCAUUGUUUUCAGUAUGGUGGGAUGUAAAGUAGCAUUAUGUUGUUUUAUAUGCCAUUAGAGUGAAAACUUAGUCUUUUUCAAUUCCUGGAGCAUUCGAUUUUUCCAUUGUCUAAUGUUACGCAGCCAGGACAGUUAUUUUAUUCGAACCCAGUGUUUUCCUUCGAUUUUGUCCUGUAUGAUCAACCGGAGUAAGCGAUAUUUAGGUCCUCUCAUUAUAUGACCGAAGUAUUUAACCUUUCUCAUAUUUAUAACGUUGAUCAAUGUACAACAAUGAUCAACAUCAUAAAAACAAUAUCCAACUUUAAAAAUGUAACCAGUAAAUUAUCAUUGCCAUAUCUGUGUUGAAUCAUCUUGAAUAAUGGUUGAAAAUGCUUUCUCUCCUAUCUCGAGAUUGUAUAUCAUCAAAGCCAUCCUAAUUUGAUUUAUUCCUAGUUUAAAUAGUUCUUUUCUUGUAAAGCCGAAACACUUUCUCAAGUUUCUCAUCCUGAACAUGAAAGGACCUGAAUUCCUUCGUCCUUCCAUAUCUAUGAACUCGAUUUCCAAGCUUUUGAUAAAAUAUUGGUUUUAUGGUUUUAAAAUCAACUUUGAAUGGUGAAAGCCUUUGAAUAUUUGAGAACCAUUUAUUUGUACCAGUGGUUACGUUUCAUCCAUUCCACUCAGUCCUAUAUUGUUCUUUUGGCUGUGCUUCUUGCUAUGCCAACGACAGGUUCUGGGUCUAUAAAUGUUUCUUUUGUCCCUCCUCUGGCAACUACUACUUUUUCAUUCCUUUAAACGCCAGUAUGUCCAGGCAUCCAGAGUAAACUUAAAUUGUUGCUUUUUCAGAACCGACUCAGAUUCUAAAGACAUUUCCAAACAAACUUGCUGUCAGUCCGAUUCAAUUCAAGUGCCUUUAAUCGUGCCAUCAAAUAGAAUUUUCUAAGUCUGUGCUGAAUUUCCUCUUUAUGAUUCACAUCUCUAUAGCAUAAAUUUCCACUUCGAAGAUAAUAGAGUGGUAGCUUUCACUAGUUUAGCCUUGGUUUCCCUCCGUAUACUCCAGCUCUAUCUCCUGGAUCAGUUUUAGAGCCGCCAGUAUACCAGCAUUGAUCUGCCAUUAUGAAAUUCGUUUUUUUCGACUGUCAUUCGUCCCUUUAUGGAAAAAGCACGGUUAAAGGCUUUUCGAAAUUAUAUCCAGAUUGCAUUGCAUCUGGUACCAUUUCCAUUUUUCUUGAUGUGAUGAUUUUAAUUAUCUCUCUUGGUGAGUGGUGUAUGCUGUAUUGUUUAAUUACGAGGCAAAGGAGGCAUGUUCUUUGUAACUUGCGUCUUCGUGUUUACAGCAAAAUUCGUUAUUUUUACAUACAUCCUUCAUUUAAUUUAUCAAAGUGCGAUGUUCGAUAAAACGCAUGAUGUUUCUUGUAUACCGCGCAUACCCUUAACUGCCAUUUAAAUGUUUCGCUCUGUGAAAUGAACUGAAGACCAUUCAAAAGGACUGAAUACUUCGAAAAUUAAAUAAAAAAAAUAUAUAUUUUUAAAAGUUCUUCUUGAUCUUUUUCUUUUGCGUAGUUAAAAGUUCUAAUAGGUUAUUGUAAUGUUACAUUACAUAGGCCGACAGGUUCGCCAUGUGGUAUCCCCAUUCUUCUAGGAGCUAUCCCUAGAGCGGCUGGACUGGCAGGAUCGCCAUGUAAUAUUGCAUUACAUGGAUCGCCAUGUAACUAUGAUAACAUUGUACAUAUCUGAAUUCUCCAUUUAACAGCACAUUUCCUCUCGCUUGUACUAUCUUAAGAUAUACGCAGUUGCAUGCCUCCUUAUGUCUCUAAAUUCACGAAUAAAUUCUACUAAAUUGAAAACAGCAAAAGAAUCAUGUUUUAUAUGGAUAAAAUAUUUUACUUGAAUCUCUAAUGUAUAGGUAUUUAUAUUUACGCUAGAUAUACUUAAAAUUCUGUAAUAUUCUGUUCUUAUUGAUAUCGAUUUAUGCCAUGUAUAAGAGACAUUUAUUUUUGAAAUAUAUCACUAAAAGUAAAGGCGCACAGAUCUGAUAUUAAAAACUUAAAUAUUAAAUAGUAUAGUUCUGCAAGCAAACUAAGAGAGUCAAUAAUAUUCAGCUAAUCGGGGUACCUACUAUUGAUGGAAAUAUGUACAUAAAUAAACAAGGGUUCAAUCCAUAAAACAGGUAGAUCCCUUGUUUAUAGAAUUUCACACCUUGAAGAAUAGCAUCCCGCUGAGCUGGAUAUUAGUGACUCUCUUAGUUUGCUUGCAGAACUUUAUUUUACUUUAUAAAUAUAUUUUGUGAUUUGUAUUUAAUUGAAAUAAUCAAAUAUUUAUUAAAAUCGUGAAUGUUAUGUUUGUUUAAUAAAAAACUUUAUGAUAUGUAAAA
Messenger RNA from Diabrotica virgifera virgifera (western corn rootworm), 9331 nucleotides. It is a transcript of the gene Mctp, whose product is annotated as multiple C2 and transmembrane domain-containing protein. The transcript has 16 exons. Gene Ontology annotation, biological process: regulation of neurotransmitter secretion. The coding region runs from base 159 to 3095 and encodes 978 amino acids. Lineage: Eukaryota; Metazoa; Arthropoda; Insecta; Coleoptera; Chrysomelidae. The record is from RefSeq and is a predicted model, not a curated record. Gene Ontology annotation, molecular function: calcium ion binding. Gene Ontology annotation, cellular component: synaptic vesicle membrane.